AGAUGGCAAAGGGAAAACAGGUAGCGCGUGAAAUCGAGAUCCAGAGCAACUUGCGCCAUCCCAAUAUCCUCCAGCUAUACGGGCAUUUUCAUGAUCGGAAACGAAUAAUCCUGUGUCUCGAGUACGCUGGAAAGGGGGUAUUAUACAAGCGUCUGCAGAAACAAGGCCGAUUCCCAGAGUGGAAGGCAGCGCAGUACAUUGCACAAAUGGCAACGGCUUUGCGAUACCUACAUCGCAAACACGUCAAUCAUCGGGAUAUUAAGCCCGAAAAUAUUCUCGUUGGUCUCCAUGGGGAGCUUAAGAUGUCAGAUUUUGGCUGGAGCGUUCAUGCGCCAAGUGGUCGACGGCUCACGCAGUGUGGGACACUCGACCAUUUUCCCCCGGAGAUAGUGGAUCCGAAGAGACAGGAGAAGCUGUAUGACGGAAUGGUAGAUUUAUGGUCUCUGGGGGCUUUGCUGUAUGAGUUCCUGGUUGGAAACGCGCCGUUCGAGGACACGCCUGUUAUGACACAGAGACGAAUCGUGAAGGGGGACAUGACGGUGCCCUCUUUUGUCAGCCCCGAAGCUAAGGAUCUGAUCCAAAAAGUGAGAUUAUCCUAAACAGUAGUAUCACCCAAGUAUUGACAGUGGUCCAGCUACUCGUCGUUGAUUCCGAGAAGAGUAUUUCUCUGAAGGAAAUCCGAGACCAUCCCUGGAUACUUAAGCACUGCGCAAGCGGCGGAAAACAAGAUAGAGAUUGAGCCACAAGGGAACCAAUAAAGGCAUUGUUGUAAAUACCAGGAUCGGAGUUUGAUGGCAUGCCUUGAGCGGUUCCGCUAGAUUGGUAAUGCAUUUUACCAAAUGAAGCUUGUCAGAAUUUACUUUCGAGAUUGUUCGGGCAAAGAGGACGUAGCUACAGUACGGUGUAGUUCCUCCGUACAGUUGGGAGGCAUCUGACAGCUCCACAGUUCUG
Aspergillus melleus is the source of this 951-nucleotide messenger RNA. Its product is annotated as aurora family serine/threonine-protein kinase. Gene Ontology annotation, cellular component: chromosome passenger complex; spindle midzone; spindle pole centrosome. The coding region runs from base 3 to 599 and encodes 198 amino acids. NCBI's taxonomy places the organism in Eukaryota, Fungi, Ascomycota, Eurotiomycetes, Eurotiales, Aspergillaceae. The transcript has a single exon. The record is from RefSeq and is a predicted model, not a curated record. Gene Ontology annotation, molecular function: ATP binding; protein kinase activity. Gene Ontology annotation, biological process: protein phosphorylation; regulation of cytokinesis; mitotic spindle organization.